GCUAAAGAAAUUCUUACGAAGGAAUCAAACGUACAAGAGGUACGUUGCCCCGUCACCGUCUGUGGGGAUGUCCAUGGUCAAUUCCACGACCUCAUGGAACUCUUCAGAAUUGGUGGGAAAUCGCCAGACACAAAUUACCUGUUCAUGGGAGACUAUGUGGACAGAGGCUACUACUCAGUGGAAACAGUGACUCUUCUAGUAGCAUUGAAGGUGCGCUACCCAGAACGCAUUACAAUACUGAGGGGCAACCAUGAGAGCAGGCAAAUCACACAAGUGUAUGGCUUUUAUGAUGAAUGUCUGCGAAAGUAUGGCAAUGCCAAUGUCUGGAAGUACUUCACAGAUCUGUUUGAUUAUCUUCCACUUACAGCUCUAGUAGAUGGCCAGAUUUUCUGUCUCCACGGUGGCCUCUCUCCAUCCAUAGAUACACUGGAUCAUAUCAGGGCUCUGGACCGCCUGCAGGAAGUUCCACAUGAGGGCCCGAUGUGUGAUCUGUUAUGGUCGGAUCCGGAUGAUCGUGGCGGCUGGGGUAUCUCUCCACGAGGUGCUGGCUACACCUUUGGGCAAGAUAUUUCCGAAACAUUUAACCAUGCUAAUGGUCUCACACUGGUCUCCCGUGCUCACCAACUCGUCAUGGAGGGUUAUAACUGGUGCCAUGACCGAAACGUGGUUACCAUUUUCAGUGCACCCAAUUACUGUUAUCGUUGUGGGAACCAGGCUGCUAUUAUGGAACUAGAUGACACUUUAAAAUAUUCCUUCCUCCAGUUUGACCCAGCACCUCGCCGUGGAGAGCCUCAUGUGACCCGUCGUACCCCAGACUACUUCCUAUAAAAAUCUCUCCUAACCUUUGUAGAAGGAAGUACACCUGGCAUUUUAAAGAGCAACAAUAUUUACACGUUUCUGUAAGAAAUCAGGGUUCGUCUCAACUUAAAAUCCCUAUCAUGGACCAAAAUGUGCCAUACAGAGGAUGAAGAGAGUUUAGCACAACUUGAGACUGAAUUCCUUACAACACUAUGUAUAUCCCACCCCAAUCAGCCCAACAGUCAGUUUGCCUGCUGUAUUUGUAGUCAUUGUUUUUUCUUCCGGACUGUUCAGGGAGGAAAAGGUAACUCUAAUAACACUUCAUCUCCUUCGAGGCUUCUUUGUACAUUUUUAGUUCUAGUGUUUAACUGGCAUGAAUUAGAAUUUAUUUGCAAGGGAAAUGCACACUAACUUCUGCCCCCCAACACUCUAUUUUAUUGAAAGACCCAUUGACUUAACUGGAGAAA
This is a messenger RNA of Nestor notabilis (Kea), 1265 nucleotides long. Its product is annotated as serine/threonine-protein phosphatase 2A catalytic subunit beta isoform. The transcript is spliced from 6 exons. The annotation marks the transcript as partial. The record is from RefSeq and is a predicted model, not a curated record. Lineage: Eukaryota; Metazoa; Chordata; Aves; Psittaciformes; Psittacidae. Gene Ontology annotation, cellular component: cytosol. Gene Ontology annotation, molecular function: protein serine/threonine phosphatase activity. Gene Ontology annotation, biological process: mitotic cell cycle; peptidyl-serine dephosphorylation.